Lycium ferocissimum is the source of this 1394-nucleotide messenger RNA. RefSeq names its product probable E3 ubiquitin-protein ligase RHB1A. Bases 172 to 426 code for a protein of 84 amino acids. The transcript is spliced from 3 exons. The record is from RefSeq and is a predicted model, not a curated record. Lineage: Eukaryota; Viridiplantae; Streptophyta; Magnoliopsida; Solanales; Solanaceae.
GACACGUUAGCUUCUUAGUGUGCCAAAAUCGCUUUCAUCUUUCUUAAAGUUUCAUCUUUGCUUCAAUACUUAUACUAAUACUUUUUUGCCCAACCGCCCAAAAGACAAAGCUUGUACAGAAAUUAAAAUACCAUGUCCACAAUUUUAUCUCAUAUAACAUCACAAUCAUAAAUGUCUGGUUUGUUUCUUGGAAUUCUUUGUAUUACAAAGAGGGGUUUUCAGCUCCGAUCAUUUGAUUCACUUACCCCUUCUGUUUCUUCUAAGAUAGAGCAAAGAAGUAUAGGAAGCCAUGGAUAUAAUGAUGAGAAUCUAGGUGAAAAAGCUAGAGAAGCCAAGCAGAGAUUGGAUCACAGGCUAAGAAGCUAUGUUGUCAGCCUCUUCAGUGAGCUUAUACUACUUCAUCGUGGUUAUUCCAAACAGGACUAAAAGUAAAGAAGAAAGAAUUAAAGAUGUUGAAAAUGGGCAAGCUGAAUCAAAUACAUUGCAGCAGAAAAAGAUGUUUGGACUGAAGCAAAAUGGGAUAAAGAAAUUUAGCAGGGUAAUAAAGCAAUGGAAGGAUAUAGAAAAGGAUGAAUGCACCAUUUGCUUGGACCAAUUCAAGGUUGGUGAUAACCUAAUGCAUUUGCAAUGUGACCACAAGUUCCAUUCAAGUUGUUUGGUUCCAUGGUUAGAGAAUUAUACCAAUUGCCCUUGCUGCAGAAUGGAGAUUGUCACUUGAAAAAAUGGAUUAUGCAGAGUUUGUACAUAUGAUGUUUUAAAUGAGAGGAUUGUAUGGAUUGCACAGGGUUUGUAAAUAUGAAGUUUUAAAUAAGAGGAUUGUAUCAUUGGAUCAAGUAGUCCAACCUUUGUGUUUUAAAAGUCAGCGGUUUGAUGGGUAAAAUACACAAAUAGCCACUUUUCAGCCCCCGUAAAUAGCCACUGUCAUGGAGUUUUAAAUAUCACAAGUGAAACUUUAGGACGACAUCUUGGAGGUUCGGCCUUGGAAUUUGAAAUUUCAUAAGUGACAAACUCUGCAACAAUCCAUUUUGGACUUCUAGUUACAAGGUUGAAAAGUGGCUAGCAAGUGCUAUUACUACUGGUUUGAUUGCUACAGAAGUGAGAUAUUUUGGACCUCACUAACAUAUUACUAUUAGAUUUAUAAAUUAUGACAUGAAUUCCUUGUAUCAUAGUGUUUUCAGUUAAUUUGGUACUUUAGCAUUUCCUCCUUCUCUAGGCAUCUAGAUUACAGGUUUGCACUAGGAAGAGGCAGGAAUUUGCACUGGAAAGGAGCGGGAUGGGAGAUCUUGUUACACCAAGCAGUAAUCUAUUUGAAAGAACAAAAGGGAUAUAUUCCAAUGGAAAAUGAUACCGUAUCAAAAGAAAUUGCACUAUCAAUAUAGUUUAGUUAUCAUGUU